AUGCUGGAUUACAUGUCACAUUACCUGCACACUGACAACGAGACCAUUGUCCUGGUGCUUCACCACAGCACGACAUCAACAUCUUUUCAAGCUGCAUCACAUGAUGGCAAACGAGCAACGGCAAUACCAUACCGACAUAGCAGCAGCCAAACACCUAUCACCCAAUGCAUUGCGCUUCGUUCACCAUUACAUAUUGCUGGAAUCCGAUUUGCCCAUGAACAAGUGGAGAUCCUCAGACGUUCGGCAUGUUGGCUAUUGUUUACAAGGACGUAUCUCGAUUGUCAGCCGGUUAUUGGAUCCAUUCAAGUGGGUAAGGAUGAGGAAAAUAGGACAUCCUCAUGUCACCUACAGCACAUCACCUUUCAUGCCACAGGUGGAUUUAUCACUUUGACUCGGUGCUCCAAGAUGUUUGACCACUUUAUCCGUUCGAUCCAUCAUGACAGCAAUUCUCACACCCACUCACAUACAAACAAGUCUCUUGAAAUCAACACUAUCAUACAUCCUUUCUUUCUACUUGAAUUCAUAUCAUCAUCAAUGGCCUUUGCUCACUUUAUGGCUUUACUACUUGGUGUGUUCAUUGCUGCCUCAUGA
Molecule: messenger RNA, 591 nt
Organism: Lichtheimia ornata
Lineage: Eukaryota; Fungi; Mucoromycota; Mucoromycetes; Mucorales; Lichtheimiaceae
Exons: 2
Coding region: 1-591 (196 amino acids)
Source: RefSeq, a predicted model, not a curated record